CGUCAAUAGGUGAUUCUAGAAUAUACCGAGGUCACAUGAAGGCAACAUAAGGCAAACAUGAAGCUCCGGCACGCUGAUGAUGUGAUGGAAAUAAACGGUGGAGACGAAAAGUAGUCGACCUGACAAAGCAACUGGUCUUGGCGAAAGGCUACGUUGCCUGCCGCCAUGGGGGCUAUGUUGUCUCGCAACGAGAGCAGCCUGACGCUCUUGUCGGAGAGGCCGAGCUCCGGGCGGCGAGGCGGCGACGGCGACUCCGGUGACGGUGACGAUGACUCUUUGGACGGGCUCGUCAGGCGGGAAGACAUCGCCCAGUUCCCCUACGUGGAGUUCACCGGCAGGGACAGCAUUACGUGCCCGACGUGCCAAGGCAGUGGACGGAUACCCUCAGGUCAAGUCAAUGAGCUUGUUGCAUUGAUUCCAUACAGCGAUCAAAGGCUGCAGCCUCAAAGAACGAAACUCUACGUGGUUCUGUCGGUCGUUCUGUGUUUCCUGGCCUCUGUGCUGGUGGCAUUCUUCCUCUUCCCCCGCUCAGUCGUGGUGCUGGAUGACGGCAUACGGGCAGUGACGGUUCACUUUGACCACGCCAACCACAUGGUCCAAAUGAACAUGACAAGCACACUCAAUUUCAGCAACCCCAACUUCUUCUCGGUGCGGGUGCAGAGCGUCAGCUGCCAGGUGCUCUACAUGAAAAAGGUGAUCGGGACGCAGCAGCUCAACAAUGCCACCACCAUCUUGCCACUCAGUCAGCGUCAGGUGAACUACACGGUCAGCGUGGAGAUCGGCAGCAGUGCGCCGUACGUCUAUGCCUUCUGCACCAUGCCCAGCAUUAAGGUCCACAACAUUCUUGUUUUUAUGCAAACCUCAGUAAAAACCUCACACAUGGUGCGAACGUCCCAGAAUAACCUGGAAGCGUAUCGCUACAUCGACUGCGGCUCCAACACCACGCACCACCUCGCCAUGCAGCAGUACUGGGAUUCCUUCUCAGCCCGCAGCCACCUUCAGCUGCACAAUCAAAAGGGGAUGAAGCAUCAAUGAUCUUUUCUUUGAAUACAGCAGCUUCCAAAGAAAGGUCAGCUUUUGAAUCUUAUGAUCGCUUCUGUUUUUUUUAAAGAUUCAAUUCUCAACCUCUGACAAAGUUGUGGAAACAUAAAAUGGGUUAAAGAUAAGCUCUAAAAGGGAAUUGGUUUUGAGGGAUUUAAAUUAACACUGCCCAGAUGCCAAUAUUAUAUUGAGCAUCCAGGACUGCAACUUGAGUAUUUUCUUGAAAAAGAGACUAAAGUGCCUUGUCAUAAACUACUGUUAUUUAAGUGAAUGAAAAGCAAUUCUAGCAGACAAUGCUUGUUUUUUGAAACUGCUUUAAACAUCUAACAAGCAUUUUAUGAUCUGAUCAAGUGAAGCUACCCUGCUGCCUCAUAAGUGCGUCACUGUAUUUGGAUUGUGUCUUCAAGCUAUUAACAAAGUCUUGCAUGUCUUGCUGUGUGAGGUUUAUCAAGAAACGCACAACCUCAAAGUAUCCGUUUAGAUUUGUAGGUGUUUGUGGGGGUUUUAAGGGAGAUUAUUUUUUUUUGUACAAAAACUUUUUUUUGACUGAUGGAUUUUAACAGAUUAAAAAAAAAAAAUCAUUUUGUGUUAUUUCUUCCAAAGAAACAUUAAAGGAACU
Entelurus aequoreus (snake pipefish) is the source of this 1660-nucleotide messenger RNA. It is a transcript of the gene tmem106c, whose product is annotated as transmembrane protein 106C. Bases 166 to 1035 code for a protein of 289 amino acids. The record is from RefSeq and is a predicted model, not a curated record. The transcript is spliced from 8 exons. NCBI's taxonomy places the organism in Eukaryota, Metazoa, Chordata, Actinopteri, Syngnathiformes, Syngnathidae.